Hemicordylus capensis (graceful crag lizard) is the source of this 1142-nucleotide messenger RNA. RefSeq lists its product as uncharacterized. NCBI's taxonomy places the organism in Eukaryota, Metazoa, Chordata, Lepidosauria, Squamata, Cordylidae. The coding region runs from base 204 to 1142 and encodes 312 amino acids. The record is from RefSeq and is a predicted model, not a curated record. The transcript has 12 exons.
UGAGCUGUCUGGCCUGGGAAGAAGAGGGUCUGCUGCAGAGAACUGGAGUGGCCACUCGGACUGCCAGCCUUCUUCCUGGGGCUGGCCAGCCUACUCGAAUUCAGGCUUCACGGAGGCCUACACGGAGGCCUCCCUGGAAGCCCCGCCCAGCCGCCGAUCAGCUGAGAGGCGCCCGGGAGAAAAGCAGCUUGCCUGCUGCUUGGAUGGCCGACCAGGAGGACCAGCAGGAGGGAGGGCAAACAGGUGUCUUCACGGUUGAGGAGGAUGGAUGGUUUCUCCAGACCAUGGACACCGAAUGGUCUUGUGAGAGUCCUGACAUCCAAGAGGCCAAGAUCCCAGAAGACAACACUAGGGAUCAGGAGCUGGACGUGGAGAGCUUUGUCAGUUCCCUGAGCGUCCAGAGGCCAAGCACCGUGUUGAGGAGGCUGCAAAACACCGCCGCUGACCAAGAGCCAUCCCUUGGAGAGAGUUCUUCCUUCCCGGGGGCCGAGACUCCACAUGCCAGCGUGGAGGAAGAGGGGUCGGAAGAGGACUAUGCCACCAGUUCCCCCAGAGUCCCGAAGCCAAAGAAGUGGCUCAUCAAGAAGAUGAUGAAGAACACCUACACGGUGGAAGACUCGUCCUCCGCGGAGUGCUCCUCGAUGGAUGAGGAUGACACGAUGCAUGACAUCAGCAGCAUCGAGGACGAGGUGUGGGACUCUCCGCUGACACCCAGUUCGGCCAGGAACAUCGGCGAAGAGGAAAGAAGAGGACAGCUGGCCCCAGAUUGGUUCUCCUCGGUCCAUCUGGGAGAGGGGAGAGCAACAAAGAAGAUUGGGGACGUCAUCCGGAGCGUGGAGUAUGCCAGUGAGGUGGAGGAAAGGUUCCCCGAACUCCUGGUGGGCCUGGUCAACAAGAUCCUCACCGGCCUGCAGAACACCACUGAGGGAGUCGGGAACCGAGACAGCCAUGACCUGCCUCCUGAGGAGACCGCGCAGAUUGUCCGAACCCUGCUGGAGAGGGUGGCACAGGUGACCCCAGAGAAGACCUGCUGGGAAUCCCUGUGCUCUCCGCAGAGCUGCCUCCAGGGUGUGGCCCUCUUGUCCCUGGAGGAAUGGCUCAAAUUUUGCCCCUUUUGUUCAAAACCAUACCAUCGUGUCUGA